GAGGGAACCACAUCAAUAAACUGGUACGAAUCUGCUCCCCCGCGCUCCGAGACGAAGAUUUUCAAUAUCUCCAAAAGCCUUUUAUAAGGCAUCUGGUUUUUGCAUCAAUUUGCAGAGUCAUGCUCGCGAGGAGGAAGAAGAUGGAGCAGCGCUUCACCUUCUCCUCUCUUCUUGAUUUCAUGGCCACCUCCCAGCAUCGCUGCGUUUUUGUUGGGAAUAUACCAUAUGAUGCCACAGAGGAACAGCUUAUUGAAAUCUGCCAGGAGGUUGGGCCUGUAGUAUCAUUCAGAUUAGUCAUCGAUAGAGAAACUGGAAAACCAAAAGGUUAUGGGUUCUGUGAGUAUAAGGAUGAAGAGACUGCUGCUCUAAGUGCCCGCCGUAACCUUCAGGGUUAUGAAAUUAAUGGACGGCAGUUGCGUGUUGAUUUUGCUGAAAAUGACAAAGGUGCUGACAGAAAUAGAGAACAGGGUCGUGGUGGGCCUGGAUUGGCUGCAAAUGUUGACCCUCACAAACAAGUAGCUGGGCCAGCUGUCCAUGGGGAAGCUGCCCACCGUCAACCUAUUGGUCUUCAUAUUGCCAUAACAGCUGCAACUGUCAUGGAAGCAGCUCUAGGAGGGCCUCAAUCUGGCAUCCAGCCAAAUCAAAAUGGUUUGCGGGUUCAGUCAGGAUUGGCCCAUGACCCUUUAACUUUGCAUCUGGCUAGACUAUCUCGGAAUCAGCUGACUGAGAUUAUCUCUGAGCUCAAGGCAAUGGCUACACAUAACAAGGAAUUAGCUCGUCAAUUGUUACUUUCUAGACCGCAGUUGCCUAAGGCUCUUUUUCAGGCACAGAUAAUGCUAGGAAUGGUGACCCCUCAAGUGUUGCAAAUGCCAAACCUUAGGCAAGUUGCAGGUGAAACCUCCCAGCCUCUGGUAGAUGAAAGCCAGCGCGGUCAGUCUGCAGUGCUUCAAUCGCUAGCUGGGCUGCCUUCUCAUGCGCAGAUCAAAUUGCCAUCUGGCUUGAUGCCCAAUAUUCAAGAAACUCAAGCAAGUGCUUUACAUCAUAAUUCUUUGGUUCCUAAUCAAUUACCUGCACACCCAAAGCCUCCUUUGCAGCCUCGAAUCCAGCUUCCACAACAUCCAAGCAACCCAGUGGUACAGCUGGGCACAUUGCCUGGGCAUUCUAGUUCAUCGCUUCCUUCUAUGCGCCCCCAGUCUUCAUUUGGUUUGCCUGUUAGACCACCAAUUCAGCUGGCAAGUUCAAAUUCUCUGAAUCAGCCAUUGCAUUUGCUACAACAUUCCGGACAAAUUGGUAACUCAAGUGUAGGACAAAGUAUUCGGAUGAUUCAUCCCGAUGCAGGCUUUCAGCCUGGCUCGUCCAUAUCAUCAGGUAUUCCUCAGUCAAUUGGUAGGGAAGCAGACAGAUCAGCUAAAGUCGUUGAAGAUUCUAAUUGGGCCAAGAAAAGUAGUACAUAUUCAAACAUUGCUCUCGGAUCAGGAGAGAAAACAAAUGAGCCUUUGGAACCAUUUAGCCGCCCUUCAAAGCUGGCUAAAUUGGAUGAUGGAAGGAGCUCCUCUUUCUCCGCAGCAGUUGCGAAUGUACCUGUUUCCAAGGGAUCUUCCCAUGUUCUUGGAAGUGUGUCAUUGCCUGUAAAUGCAACUUCCAAAUCAGAAGCGCGAUACCCUGAGCAACAAUCCUCUCAGGCUCAGCUACCUUCGGAUGUGGAAUCGGUUUUACUGCAACAAGUGUUGAGUCUAACGCCGGAGCAAUUGAGUUCCUUGCCACCGGAGCAGCAACAGCAGGUUUUUCAGCUUCAGCAGGCUCUCCGGCGAGAUCAGACCCAGCCUUCAUAGCAGGCAGCAACAUACGAACGCUUCGAAUACGCAGCAACCUGCCGACAGAGAUUGUAGUGUUGCUAACUCUUGCAAUUUCCAGAAUCUGUCUGAAGACUUAUCAAGGCAGGUUGCUUUGUAUAUUAUCAUUUGCUUAGAUCAGGUUCAAAUAUUUAAAAAUUUUGUCAGUACCAUUGCAUUCUUGUAAUUUUUUGGCCUUACAUAUCAUGUAACAGUUAGGAGCUAUAAAUGAGUUCAUAUGAAAUUAUUUAGAAGAGAGAAUUUGGAGAAUAAUGACUUUGGCCUUGAGGACUUUCUCUCUCCCUUGCCUAGUCUGUCCCCCCCCCCCCCAACUCCCUAUGAACAUAAUUGCCCUGUUAUUUAAGUUAACGUGUUUUUGUUGGUAAA
This is a messenger RNA of Neltuma alba, 2219 nucleotides long. Its product is annotated as cleavage stimulating factor 64-like. Gene Ontology annotation, biological process: mRNA 3'-end processing. Gene Ontology annotation, molecular function: mRNA binding. The coding region runs from base 120 to 1832 and encodes 570 amino acids. Gene Ontology annotation, cellular component: mRNA cleavage and polyadenylation specificity factor complex. NCBI's taxonomy places the organism in Eukaryota, Viridiplantae, Streptophyta, Magnoliopsida, Fabales, Fabaceae. The transcript is spliced from 10 exons. The record is from RefSeq and is a predicted model, not a curated record.